This is a messenger RNA of Phoenix dactylifera (date palm), 3061 nucleotides long. Its product is annotated as putative xyloglucan glycosyltransferase 5. Gene Ontology annotation, cellular component: Golgi apparatus. The record is from RefSeq and is a predicted model, not a curated record. Lineage: Eukaryota; Viridiplantae; Streptophyta; Magnoliopsida; Arecales; Arecaceae. Gene Ontology annotation, molecular function: glycosyltransferase activity.
UAGUGAAGAGUUUUGACACAAGAUUGAGGGGGAAAAAAUAUCAAAUUCAACCCAUGGUAACAUUUGGAAAAGUUGGAAGGAGGAGAAGGGUUUGUUUUUUUAACUUUUUUUUUUUAAGGACAUUGAAUAACACCCACAUGGUUUGGGGCUUUGCAAGUUAUAACUGGAGAUACCUUCCCCACAAUGCAGCUUUGUGGAGGGCUGGAGAUCAGGGGAGGAACAGAACCGUAAUCUUAGCUCCUCUUGGUCUCUUCCUACUCUUUUUACUUGCUGCAUUGGGCCUGGAAACUUUCUGUGGGUUUUCUGAAGCAAGACCCGAUUUUGAUGUCGUAACUCGAGCAAAAAUUUGAUUUUGAGAUCUAAACAUCAAGGGUUUAAGAGCAUUGUGAGGAAUUAGGGGGUUUUCGUUGUUUAGGCUGCUUGUCUAUAUUUUCAGGGAAGGAGCAAUGGCUCCAAGCUUGGUUCUUUCGGAGUGGUGGACGAAGGACACGAGGAAGGGGGGCACGCCGGUAGUUGUGACAAUGGAGAACCCCAACUACUCGGUUCUCGAAAUCAAUGGCCCCGACCCCGAGGCAUUUGGAUCGAUGGACAAGGACCGUGGGAAGAAUGCCAAGCAGUUCACUUGGGUGUUGCUCCUCCGGGCUCACCGUGCGGUGGGCUGCGUCGCUUGGCUGGCCGCCGCCCUGUGGGCUCUGCUCGGCGCUGUCAAGAAGAGACUCUUUCUCCGGCGUGGAGUCUCCCAGGAGCGCGAGAAGCCCGGCAAAGGCCGGCUGCUGUUCAAGUUCAUCAGGGGAUUCUUGGUGCUGUCAUUGGCAGCUCUGGCUUUCGAGCUUGUCGCUUAUUGGAAAGGAUGGCACUUCCAGAACCCCGAUUUGCAUAUGCCGGAGAGCUUUCACAUGCUGGAAACUAUAGAGAUCCAGGGGUGGAUGCACAAGUCCUACCUUUCAUGGCUUUCGUUCCGAGCUAAGUACAUUGCCUACCCAAUUCAGGUCUUGUCAAACAUAUGUAUCAUUCUGUUCAUCAUACAGUCGGUGGAUCGCAUGGCCCUGUGCCUUGGAUGCUUCUGGAUCAAGUUCAAGAAGAUCAAACCAAGGAUAGAGGGAGAUCCUUUCAAAGCUGAUGAUGGUUCAGAGUACCCCAUGGUUUUAGUUCAGAUUCCCAUGUGCAAUGAGAGGGAGGUAUACGAGCAAUCGAUUUCUGCUGUGUGCCAGCUCGAUUGGCCCAAAGACCGUCUACUAAUCCAAGUGCUUGAUGACUCUGAUGAUGACACCAUUAAGCUUUUAAUCAGAGCAGAGGUUUCUAAAUGGAGCCAGCGGGGUGUCACCAUAGUCUAUCGUCAUCGGUUGGUGAGGAAUGGUUACAAAGCUGGAAAUCUUAAAUCUGCCAUGAGCUGCGACUAUGUCAAGAAUUACGAGUUUGUUGCUAUUUUUGAUGCUGACUUCCAACCAAACCCUGAUUUUCUCAAGCAAACAAUUCCACAUUUUAAGGGAAACCCUGAGCUGGGACUAGUUCAGGCACGGUGGGGUUUUGUGAACAAGGAUGAGAAUUUGUUGACUCGCCUUCAAAACAUCAACCUCUGCUUCCACUUCGAAGUGGAGCAGCAGGUGAAUGGCAUCUUCUUGAAUUUCUUCGGCUUUAAUGGGACUGCCGGUGUCUGGAGAAUCAAAGCUUUGGAGGAUUCUGGAGGUUGGCUCGAGCGAACAACAGUCGAAGACAUGGACAUUGCCGUUCGUGCCCACCUCAGUGGUUGGAAAUUCAUCUUCUUGAAUGAUGUCAAGGUCCUCUGUGAGGUUCCUGAGUCUUAUGAAGCUUACCGGAAACAGCAACACCGUUGGCAUUCUGGCCCAAUGCACCUCUUCCGUUUGUGCCUUCCAGCAAUUAUAACUUCCAAGAUAUCCAUGUGGAAGAAAGCAAACUUAAUCCUCUUAUUUUUUCUCUUGAGGAAGCUGAUCCUUCCAUUCUAUUCUUUCACAUUGUUUUGCAUCAUCCUGCCUCUAAGCAUGUUCGUUCCGGAGGCCGAGCUACCUGUUUGGGUAAUCUGCUAUGUGCCUGUUUUUAUGUCCUUACUCAACAUUCUUCCAGCCCCAAGAUCCUUACCUUUCAUUGUGCCAUACCUCCUCUUUGAGAACACCAUGUCUGUGACCAAAUUUAAUGCUAUGGUCUCUGGAUUAUUCCAAUUGGGAAGCUCAUAUGAAUGGGUUGUUACUAAGAAAGCUGGUAGGUCAUCAGAAUCAGACCUGUUGGCAGCAGCAGAGAGGGAAUCAAAGACCUCACAGCUCCAUAGAGGAUCUUCUGAGAGUGAACUCAUUGAGCUGAACAAAUUGAAGGAGCGGCAAGAGAAGGCUCCCCUUCCAGUUAAGAAGGCCAACAAGAUAUACAAGAAGGAGUUGACUCUUGCUCUUCUCCUCCUCAUUGCAGCGGCACGGAGUCUUUUGUCUGCCCAGGGAAUUCACUUCUAUUUUCUGCUCUUCCAGGGGGCGUCAUUCCUUCUUGUGGGUCUUGAUCUAAUUGGGGAGCAGAUGAGCUGAUGCAAGGGAGGAGAAAAAGAAAAAAAAAGGAAAAAGUGGAAACAACCCAUUUUGUCUGAGCCAUCCAAUUUGCACUUCAAUGGAAAAGAACAUACGGGGAUCGUAUCUACAUAUUGGUUAAGUUAAGAUUGUCUGGUUAAAAGAUCUCCUAUCAAUUCCCACUUCUUCUCCUCAGAAGCAUUAAGGGAGGAUGCUCCUCCCAAACAAUAUGAUAUCAAGUCCUGUAUAAGAUUCUUGUCAGUCUCUAUGCUCUUAGAGUCUCUCUGCUCCAAAGGCAUUCAUUCCUUUCUCUAAAUUAAUACUCUUUUAAUUGGUCUCUACCCAGACCUGGCCUGUUUGUACUUGAAGAAGCUGCAAGGACCCAAAGGAAGAGAGAAAGAGUUGGGUUCCGUUUGUACUUUUGAAAUGGUGAUAGAGUUUGUCGUUCUAGCUCCCCAGUCCAAUUAUACUGAGAUUGUGUAACAGUAUGUAUAUCAGAUUUAAUUCAGUUUAUUAUAAAGUUCAAAGAGAUAUUUGUUUCUGAAUUGUCUUCA